This is a messenger RNA of Protopterus annectens (West African lungfish), 3111 nucleotides long. RefSeq names its product nuclear factor 7, brain-like. The record is from RefSeq and is a predicted model, not a curated record. The coding region runs from base 70 to 2376 and encodes 768 amino acids. Gene Ontology annotation, molecular function: zinc ion binding; protein binding. Lineage: Eukaryota; Metazoa; Chordata; Ceratodontiformes; Protopteridae. The transcript is spliced from 11 exons.
UAUAUUAGCAGGAAAUGCUGUGGACUAAACUUUAAUUUUUUAGGAAACUGAAAGCAGAGUACAAAAAUCAUGGCAGCUGGUAAACCAUUACAUGAUCUAGCUGAGGAUUUAUUGUGUUCAAUUUGUCUGGAUUUGUUUAAAGAAGCUGUAAUGCUGGAAUGUGGACAUAGUUUUUGUAAAUCCUGCGUAAAUAAAGCCUGGGACACUGAGAAAAAUCCCUCCUGUCCUGAAUGCAGAGAGGUAUUCCCAUCUAAAAAGUACACAGUGAACAGGCAGUUAUGCAAAGUUGUAGAGAGCAGUCAGAGGUCAUGUCAGUAUGAGAAAGAAGAAAUACCAAACCAGGAUCAAAAAAGUCACUACCUGCUUGAGUCGCAUGAGUGCACAGAACACAAAGAGGCAUUGAAAGUGUUUUAUGUUGUGGUUAUGGGAUCCUCCACCAUGGAACAGUAUAUGCCUGAUAUCAGUGCUGCAUCAGACAUUGAUGGUGAUGGUGGUCUUACUAGUACAAAAAGCAUGGCAGCUGGUAAACCGUUAUAUGAUCUAGCUGAGGAUUUAUUGUGUUCAAUUUGUCUGGAUUUGUUUAAAGAAGCUGUAAUGCUGGAAUGUGGACAUAGUUUUUGUAAAUCCUGCGUAGAUAAAGCCUGGGACACUGAGAAAAAUCCCUCCUGUCCUGAAUGCAGACAGGAAUUCCCAUCUAAAAAGUACACAGUGAACAGGCAGUUAUGCAAAGUUGUAGAGAGCAGUCAGAGGUCAUGUCAGUAUGAGAAAGAAGAAAUACCAAACCAGGAUCAAAAGAGUCACUACCUGCUUGGGUCGCACGAGUGCACAGAGCACAAAGAGGCAUUAAAAGUGUUCUGUCAAGACGAUGGAUGUCCUGUAUGCGUCAUCUGUAUGAUAUCGUCUACACAUAAAGGGCACACAUUCAUACCCAUACUGGAAGCAGCCAGCAUGUUUCAGGAUGAAGCCCAGAGCUUGGAACAGCAUAUUACAUCAGAAUUUGCCAAGCUACGACAGUUUCUCCAGGACAAGGAACAACAGCUGAUCCAACAACUCAAGGAGGAAGCCGCAGGAAUUCUGGAAAAGAUGACAGAUAACUUGGAGAAAAUUGAAGAAAUGAAUAAGGCUAUUCAGAAGCAUAAAUCCAACAUUGAAUCCACAUUGCAGCAGGAAGACUCUGUACUUCUUCUCAAAAUGCACAAUAACAUAAAACUUUUGGUCUCUUCCUCACAGGGCAUCACAGAUGAAAUAAAAAGCGUCAUGAAAAGACUAGAAGAGGAAGAGGAGGUGGAAGAGGAAGUAGAUGAAGAGGAAGUGGAAGAAGAAGAAGAAGAAAUAAAAAGCAUCAUGAAAAGACUAGAAGAGGAAGAGGAGGUGGAAGAGGAAGUAGAUGAAGAGGAAGUGGAAGAAGAAGAAAUAGAAGAAGAAAUAAAAAGCAUCAUGAAAAGACUAGAAGAGGAAGAGGAGGUGGAAGAGGAAGUAGAUGAAGAGGAAGUGGAAGAAGAAGAAAUAGAAGAAGAAAUAAAAAGCAUCAUGAAAAGACUAGAAGAGGAAGAGGAGGUGGAAGAGGAAGUAGAUGAAGAGGAAGUGGAAGAAGAAGAAGAAGAAGAAGAAAUACAAAGCGUCAUGAAAAGACUAGAAGAGGAAGAGGAGGUGGAAGAGGAAGUGGAAAAAGAACAAGAAGAAGAAAUGGAACAGGAAAACAACCAAGAAAUGGAAAAGGUGGAAGAAAAACCAAAGAAAGAGAGAAAAGGUGUAUUUAAUGCUGAACUGGUUUCUGACAGCCUAAGUCUUGGGGUAUACAGUGGCCCCCUGCAGUACAGCAUUUGGAAAGAAAUGUUGUCUGUCAUUAACCCAGGCCUGUGUCAUCUGACCUUGGACCCUAACACAGCACAUCGUAGGCUCACUCUGUCUGAGGACCUUACCAGUGUGAGUGGCAAUGGUGUUAAACUACAGCUCUCUUACAACCCUAAAAGAUAUGAUUCAUAUGCCAGUGUGCUGGCAUCACAGGGCUUCACAUCAGGAAGGCAUUACUGGGAAGUGGAGGUGGGGUGCAAGACUCAAUGGGAGUUAGGUGUUACCAAAGAGUCCAGCAACAGGAAGGGGAAAGUUGAAAUUAAACCAGAGGAUGGAUACUGGAUACUACAUCUGUUUGACAAGAUGUACUGGUCUAUGGCUUUGUCAGUCCCACUUCCGGGACGAAUUGUGAAACCACAAAAGGUUGGAGUGUAUCUGGACUAUGAGAGAGGUCAGGUGUCAUUUUACAAUGCAGAUAACAUGUCCCACAUCUACACCUUUACUGAUACUUUCACAGAGAGACUUUACCCAUAUUUUUGGGUUGGUUCUUCACAUCUACUAAGCCCGUUUCAAAAACUGUAACAAUGAUUUGCAUACACCAAUGUUUAUUACCAAAGAAAUUGUUGAUAUAUCCAAAUGUCUAUAAAAUACAUUUUAGUCACUGUAUAACAAAGUAAAAACAUACCUAUUUCAGAGCUGCUAUAAUAGUGACAUGUACACAGUAUAAGUAUAUUUAGAAGUGAGAUAUUACUGCAUAAUUAAACAGCUGCAUGAGUUUAAUUCUAUGUACUGCACUUCUAAUACACAAAUAUUUACUCCAGGGGGAGAUGGUGUUGAAGCAACAUUUUUACACGACAACUAAUAGAAAAUUGCAUUACCUCUGAGCAUUAUAUACAUCACUGCAUAUGGAAAUUAUUGCUGCCAAAAGUCAUAUGGUGUUUUCUUAAGUUGUACAUACGCAUUGCCUGCUUGUGGAACCAUUUAUAAAUCAAUUGCCAGGGCAUAUGCAGUCACAAAUUUCUACUCAGUAAUCCUUGGCAGUUUUGGAAAGUUGAAACUGUAGUACUUCACCUAGAUAUCAGUUAGUGUUUGCCCUGAAUUUUCUCCCAACAUUCUAGACUUUUAAAUUUGAUGAAAAGGUAUAAAUCCCCUGCUUAAUGAACUGUUUAGUAAAUGUUAUUAUUGCUGCAAAAUAUUAUACUUGCUUAUUCAACUUAAGAAGAAUGUCUGACAACUUCUCUUAAUGACAUUUUGAUUAUCUGGAGCUUUUUACUUGUAUCAUGCAAGCAAACUGCCAAAUAAAAACAAAGGAUUACA